AGUACUGCCUCGGAUGCCAUUGAACAAGUUCUGCUUUAGAGUUGCCUCACUGUGUACAGCUUUGAAGAAAGUUUUUUCGGCUUCUAAAUCUUUCUCUAGUGCUAAGAUGAACUCAUUUCGCUCAUCAGUUUGGGACCCGUUGGAGCUGGUGAGCCAAAUGAUCUGCAUGCAGACUGUUUUCUACACGGCAGAAAGCGCUGCGUUGAUUGUAUACAGCUUGACUGGAUUCACGCCAACGCUAGCGCAUAUCUUCACUGCUAAGGCACUAAGAGAGAUGGUUGUAGUGCAGUUUAUUGCCAGUGUUGCAUGCGGUGUAGCGCUGCGAUAUGUGGUCCAACGUGCUAAGCAGUGUCUCGACUUCUCCUGCACAAUACAUGCUUUCCACCUCCUUUUUGUAAUCAUAUUCAAUCAUGCCAUACCGACGAAUCUGCUUUGGUGGGCUGUACAAAUUGGCAGCAUAGCGCAAAAUGGAGACAUCGCACUAGUGGAAGAUAGGACACCCAUCUUUUGUGAGCGUCUGAGCUGGUACAUGCCAGUCUAA
Messenger RNA from Cylicocyclus nassatus, 541 nucleotides. The record is from the annotation of a GenBank genome assembly. Lineage: Eukaryota; Metazoa; Nematoda; Chromadorea; Rhabditida; Strongylidae.